Molecule: messenger RNA, 1034 nt
Organism: Folsomia candida
Lineage: Eukaryota; Metazoa; Arthropoda; Collembola; Entomobryomorpha; Isotomidae
Exons: 3
Coding region: 41-1030 (329 amino acids)
Source: RefSeq, a predicted model, not a curated record
CACAGCGAAGCAAUUUGGGAUUUUAAGAACAUUGCUAAAGAUGAACAAGGAUACAGCGCUCCAUAUGGAUGCAACUUCGUCACUUACAACUACACUACAUCAGCCAUACACUGGAAGCCGCCAACUUUAUUAUGCAAUCGUCGUGACCUUGCCUGACGUCAAGGAUAUUAGCUGCAUACCAAUAGCAGAAUUUGUGUCAAAUAGACACACGGUCGAUGAGAUUGCCAGCUUCCUUCAUUUCUACUUCAAAAAAUAUGCUGAGUACACUGGCACACAAAAGAUUCAUUUCGGCAUCAGAAGAGCGGAAACCGAUGCCAGUUUAGCGUUAAUUUCGGGGAUUCUAUCCGCACUUGAAAUUGGACCAUUAAAUGUGUACUUGAGAGAUUGCUGGGAAAAUUUAACAACGUCACGUGCUAUGAUAUUUGUGCACUACAUUUGCCGAAGACAUGCAAUACAAUUUUUAAAAGCAAAAGUGAUAGAGCACUACGGUAGGACAUCGGAAGGCAGCAAAUUCUUUAUAAAAUGGCUGCAUGCAUUUGUAAUUUGCUCGGAUUUGUGGAGCAUGUCCGCAAAAAUGGUGUCAGCUUUGAUAGUAUGCGGGACACGUGCAAACGUCGCGUUGGUACAAUCUACAAUAAACAGCGUUAGUAACCCAACAUCCCGAACCGGUUUGGAACCAUGGAAAAUUCUAAAGUUAGAAAAUGUUCCGAAAACCCCACCGUUCUACCUUAUGUCCCCCUUCGGUUACUUUGCCGUACUAUUAGGACAUACAAAUAACGUCGAUAUCCCAAAGUACGUGCUAGACAAAAUCCCCGAGAUCGACAGUGACAACUCGUCAUUAAACGAAGAAGAAACCAGUCCAACUAAUCCCCAUUAUAACCAAAAAUUCCUCAUGUAUUUGCUACGGGAUGUUUUUCCACUCGCCCCAAUGAUGACGCACAUGCUUUUAUACUUGAACAACUUGCCAAUUGUUCAAGACACCAAUGCUUAUAGCGAAAGCUGGUUUAAUAAAAUGAAGUCACGAUUUUGAUGGA